Messenger RNA from Mycena indigotica, 1452 nucleotides. RefSeq names its product tRNA splicing protein. Gene Ontology annotation, biological process: [2Fe-2S] cluster assembly. Bases 1 to 1452 code for a protein of 483 amino acids. Lineage: Eukaryota; Fungi; Basidiomycota; Agaricomycetes; Agaricales; Mycenaceae. The record is from RefSeq and is a predicted model, not a curated record. Gene Ontology annotation, cellular component: mitochondrion; cytosol; nucleus. The transcript is spliced from 9 exons. Gene Ontology annotation, molecular function: cysteine desulfurase activity; pyridoxal phosphate binding.
AUGUUGUCGAGGGUAUCCCGUGCUGCAGCUCGUCGAGCCACGACAAAACAAGCAACGACGAGUCUUGCCACUGGCUCUAGACGGUCGCUUGCGCAGCCCUCUGGUCCCGACCGUGCUAGAGUUGUCGACUUACCCGCCACUUACCACGAUGAGAGCCACUUCACUCCGCGAGCAGGCACGCAUAUGCUUGGCUUUAACCUCGAGAUGCCGAAGCGGGAGAGUUCCACCGCUGACGCUACGCGACCAAUAUACCUUGACAUGCAAGCAACGACACCCGUAGACCCAAGGGUGCUCGACGCGAUGCUGCCUUACAUGACAGACCAGUAUGGAAAUCCCCACAGUCGGACACACGCCUACGGCUGGGAAGCAGAGCAGGCCGUCGAGGAUGCUCGAAAACAUGUCGCAGACCUCAUUGGUGCCGACCCAAAAGAUAUUGUUUUCACCUCUGGUGCAACAGAAACGAACAAUAUGGCCAUUAAAGGUGUUGCUCGCUUUCAUAAGGAGAAGAAGAGGCAUAUCAUCACAACACAGACAGAGCACAAAUGUGUGCUCGACUCGUGCCGGAAGCUCCAGGAAGAGGGUUUUGAUGUUACAUAUCUCCCCGUUCAGUCCAACGGAAUCAUCUCCCUGAGCGAACUCGAAGCCGCCAUUCGCCCUGAUACUUCGUUGGUUUCCAUUAUGACCGUCAACAACGAGACUGGGGUCAUCCAACCGAUGAAAGAAAUUGGCGCACUGGUUCGCAAGCAUCGAGGGGUCUACCUCCACACAGAUGCAGCUCAGGCAGUCGGAAAAAUACCGGUCGACGUCAACGAGAUGAAUGUCGACCUCAUGAGUAUUUCUGGCCACAAAAUCUAUGGACCCAAGGGAAUUGGCGCAGCUUAUGUCCGACGACGGCCACGGGUGCGUCUGGAGCCAAUAAUUAAUGGUGGCGGCCAAGAACGGGGUUUACGAAGCGGAACACUGUCAACACCCUUAGUGGUUGGAAUCGGCGAAGCGGCACGGAUUGCAAAACUAGAAAUGAGCCGCGACCAUAAACACAUCUCCAAACUAUCCAAUCGCCUUUUACAGAGAAUCAACUCUCAGGUUGAGCAUGUGGUGCGAAAUGGUGAUGCAAAUGGGUAUCCGGGUUGUGUCAACCUGAGUUUCUCGUAUGUGGAAGGCGAGAGUCUUUUGAUGGCCUUGAAGGACAUUGCUCUAUCGUCAGGAAGUGCAUGUACCUCUGCGUCGCUGGAGCCCUCUUAUGUUCUUCGUGCUCUGGGUGCUGCCGAAGAUAUGGCCCAUUCCUCAUUGCGCUUCGGCAUGGGCCGCUUUACCACGGAAGCUGAAGUCGACUUCGUUGUUGACCACAUUGUACGCACGGUCCAGAAGCUUCGUGACAUGAGUCCCCUGUGGGAGAUGGUCCAGGAGGGAAUUGACAUCAACACCAUCGACUGGUCUCAGUCACAACAUUAA